Molecule: messenger RNA, 2137 nt
Organism: Colletotrichum destructivum
Lineage: Eukaryota; Fungi; Ascomycota; Sordariomycetes; Glomerellales; Glomerellaceae
Product: Putative cutinase/acetylxylan esterase, alpha/Beta hydrolase
Exons: 2
Coding region: 121-1128 (335 amino acids)
Molecular function (GO): hydrolase activity
Source: RefSeq, a predicted model, not a curated record
CACGCCCUCUCGUCUCCUUGCGGCCUCCUCGUCAACCCAGUCUCUCGUUUUUUUUUCACAGAUCCUCAGGCGAUUGCGAAUUAAUAUUGAAACACCGUUCUGUAAUACUAAUCAGUCACGAUGUUGUCCCCGAAAGCCGCCGCUCUCUUCAACUUGGUCCUCCUGGCCUCCGCGGCCCCCGGAAAACGCCAGUCCACCGGCUCUGGAUCCUGCACCGACCUGCACAUCUUCCUCGCCCGUGGGUGGAACGAGGGUUACCCCGGCCGCCAGCAGCUCGUUAUCGACGCCACCUGCAACGGCCUUUCCAGCUGCGACUACGAGGACAUCCUGUUCGAUGCGUCCAACCCCCAGGGCUACCCUAAUGCGGUUGAACAGGGCCGAGCCUCUGGUGUCUCCCAGAUCAAGGCGUACGCCGAGAAAUGCCCCAACUCCAAGAUCGCUCUGAGCGGCUACAGUGAGGGUGCCAACGUGGUUGGAAACAUCCUCGCCGAUUCCGGGCUGAGCGCCACCGCCGCCCCUGGAACCCAAGUCUGCGCCGCCCUCCUCUUCGGCGACCCGACGCACAUCGCCGACCAGAGCUACAACGUCGAGGCCGGCUCCGGCUACAGCGGCUCGAUGGCCCGAUCCCGCUCGUCGCUCGACAACCUGAACAACUUCGCCGGCGUCCUGCGCUCCUGGUGCAACGGCGAGGACACCGUCUGCGCGUCCGGCGAGGGCCGCACCAUGGGCGAGGACGCACACACCAACUACUUCCAGCUCUACACCAACGCCGCCGCCGCCUACAUCAAGGAGAAGUGCGUCUCAUCCUCCUCGCCCCCUGCGCCCACGGCGACCGCCACCUCCGGCGCGCCGGCGCCCACCUCGACGGCGGGCUCCGUUUGCGUCUCCGGCAAGGUCGCGACCGGCUUGUCGGACAACUACAGCGGCCUCUGCGGCUUCGCGUGCUCCAACGGGUACUGCCCCGACGGCGUCUGCGAGUGCUCUGCCUUUGGCGCGCCCACGACGGGCCCCAGCGGCGACGGCCGGGACGGAUGCCCCGCCGACGGUCUGGAUGAGAGCUACAAGGGGCUUUGCAGCUUCAGCUGUAGCCGCAACUACUGCCCGCCCGGAGCCUGCAAGUAUUGUUAAGCCAUUGCAGGCUUUGGGGGAGUUCGCAUCUUGGAGGAAGGACCUGCGGGCUAAUUACAGGCCUCGAAAAGGAGCCAGCCCAUUGAGGCAUUUGUAAUACAAUCCCUUAUUUUGAAGAGCGAGUUGUCUCCUAGAUCGAUAAUGUGUUUUGUGAAGCUGAGGUUUCCUAUGGCAUGUCGGCGAGAAAUCCGAGCCGAUAUUUCGCUUCUACAGUAAUCACGGGGGUUCUUUUUUUUUUUUUUUUUUUUGGGGGGGGGGGGGUUGGAGGUUGGCUUAGACGGUGACUGCUUGACUGCUUGACUGCUUGACUGAAGGCAUAUUCCGUAGUCUGGCCUGGAACAUCAUGCGGCCGGUGAGAUUCGUGAGACCUAGAAUCAGUUGUGACGGGAAUCGCACGGGGCCGGAGAUCGGCCUGUGUUGUGUGAUCUUACCGAAUUUCAUCAUGACGUCCACCUCAAUCCGACCGCGAAUGCUCCGUGUCACUCCUCCGGGUGCAUCCGCCGAUCUGACCGCUCUUCACUGCCAUGAGGGACGUCUGCACACAGACUGGAAGUGGUCAUUAUGACAACUCGGGACGAGCACGGAGCUCCCGAUGAUCGGGCGGGAGCGCAAGACGGGCCUGCCAAGGCACGGAACCCUUAUGUGGAUCGCGGAUGGGCACGCAGUAGAGGAGACGACGAGGUAAAAGUGACGCGCGGGAGUAAUUCCGAUCUUUUGGCUGGUCAUGUCAUCUUCCAGGUUCCCGGUAGGUUCCCGGUGACUCUUCCGGCCCCCAAAACGAUUGCCGGGGAGGGAGGGGGAUCUUGAGCGAAGGUUUGUUCCGGCACGGAGUUUCGGUGCGUUGCGCUUUGCUGUGUAGAACACAGGGCACCGGAGGCCGACAUGUUCUACCAGUUAAGGACUGAUGAGUGCCUGUGGGUUGGUUGGCUAACGGCGGUUGUGUUCCGCCUUCCACCUGUCUGGGAACAUGUUCUCUCUCUCUCUCUCCCUCUCUCUUCCUCAUUCCUAU